AUUUCUACAAGAAGAUUUUAUCACAAGGUUUUGUAUUUAAAUGAAGGACAGCAGGAUGAGAGGAAAGACACGAUACCAUCCUGCCCCCUGUUGGUAGUCUGGUGUACAGCAGAGCAACACACUUUGUGAACAGAAUGAAGGCGAGUGUCUGUUAAUACAGUUGUUUGUGUGUGUUACACGAUGGACAGAGCAUUACACACCUGCCUCUGGAUUGGUAUUUACUGCAUCUCCUGCACUGAGACAAUACCAUGGAUGAAGAAGCAAUGCAUGAAGACUGCCGACGGUUCUGACUGCAGUGGUUUGGACCUGCAGCUUAUACCAGACGACAUCCCAGACUCCAUCAAAACAAUGGAUUUCAGUUUCAACUACCUCCCAAUGCUAUACAACUCAACCUUCCAGAGAUUGAGGAGUCUGGUUUCACUGGAUUUAACAAGAUGCAGCAUCAGUUUCAUGUACGAGGACGUCUUUAAAUACAACCUUGACCUCGAGACUCUUAUUUUGGUAGCAAACCCACUGAACUUCAUAUCAGACAGAGCUUUCUUAGGACCGUUUGGCCUAAAAUACCUCGUGCUGGCUGGAUCAACGAUACGCAGCCUCAAAGACAUCCCGAUUGCUCAUCUUGAAUUCUUGGAGACUCUGGAUCUUAGAGGAAGCGACAUCCAGGGCUUAGACGGUCUGGAAGAUUUUCCUUUGCAACAAAUGAAGAGGCUUUUUCUAGAUAUGAAUGAGAUCGAGAAGUUAAAAUUAUCUGACAUAGAGAAACUUCAGAGAACAAGCAAGCUGGAGAUCAGCUUCAAGGGAAACAAUCUCGUUGACAUUGAAGCGAAGGCUUUUCAGAACUUGGACAUGGACAGCUUGGAUUUAAGUGGCUGCUUGAACAAAAUGAACACGUCUGUACUGCUGAAGGGGUUAGAGGGAGUGAAAACAAACAAGCUUUACUUAGGGGUCUACGAGGACAGCAAAAAUAGCUACGUCACCGAGCUUCGGUCUUUCUGUAACAUAUCAGUGGUUGAUGUCAAUUUUCAGCUGCAACAUUUCUAUCUCACAAACACAAGCUUUAGCUGUUUCUCAGAAGUUCAGAAGAUAGAUUUUACCCGAGCACACCUUUCAACACUUCCAUACAGCUCGUCCAACAUGUCCAUGCUGUCUCACCUGGUCCUGGAUCAGAAUUCUUUUAAUAACUUGUGCCACAUUAAUGCUGGAAACUUUCCCAUGUUGACGCAUUUAUCUGUGAGCGGAAACCGAGAAGAUCUUAAAUUCCAAGAAAACUGUUUGGAACCUCUGUCCCAUCUGGAAGAGCUACAACUUAGCCACAGUAGCUUGACUACUGGAGAUUUUUGUUGUAACAAACAACUGACUGGUCUCAGAGAGCUAAAAUUCCUAAAUCUCAGCUAUAAUUUUCCCAUGAAAUGGGAACCGCUGCCAUUUAACGCCACUCCAAACCUGCAGCAUCUCGACAUCGCACACACCCAAUACCUACUCAACAGCAGCUCUCCGUUUACCAACCUAGAAAAUCUUCAAACUCUUAAUCUCUCGUUCUCAAACUUAAAUCUGCUGGAGCAUGAUCAUAUUCUGAAAGGCCUGAGCCGGCUACGACUGCUGAACCUAAAAGGAAAUACUAUACAAGGUGGCAUUCUUACAAAAACAAACAACUUCGAUUACGUUCCUCUUCUGGAGAACCUGGUUCUUUCUUCAUGUGGCAUCACAGAAAUCAGUGGAAAUGUCUUUAAAGAUCUUGCACAUCUUAAAACUGUAGAUCUUAGUGAAAACCAGCUCGUUAAACUCGGCCUUGUAGAUUUCUACUCGCUGAAUGAGAUCCAACUCGACUUCGCCAGUAAUAAAAUUACACUCGUGGACGUUAGAAUGGUUGAGGACAUAGGGUCGAGCAGUCGCGUCGAUCUGAGCUCCAACCCGCUGGCCUGCAAUUGUACUAAUUAUCAGUUUAUAAUCUGGGUUAAAGACAACGUUAGGAAAAUGAAACACAUUGAAAAGACGUUGUGUGAUGCUACAAAUGAGAAGCUUAUAGACGUGGAUUUUCAGUGCGUCUUUUCAAACGGAGGAUUAGGGAUCGCCCUCGUUACUGCAGUAGCCAUCGUGAUUCUGACAGCUCUCUUAUACAUUGGAAAGAAAAUUCACACACGAUACAGAUCCUACUCAGUAUUGUAGGGAAAAUAUGGUGCUAAAUAUAUAAUCUGUCAUAAUGUUAGAACACUGAUGGAAAUUUUAUUGGGAAAAAAAUAUAUAUAUAAAUUGCUAAUUCCCAACCUUGCUUACUUGUACCUGUUUUUAAUCUAAUAAAAUAAUACUUAGACUUACAUUAGCCAGUUUACUAGUUUACUAGCACUUGUUUUUAGCAAAAUGCUGCUUACACUAGAUAGCUUUUAGUUAAUUUAAGUGACACAUUAGCUAGCCUGUUAAUUUAAUAGUUUUUUUGUGUGUGCAAAAUUAUACUUAGUUAUAUUAGCUAGCUUGCUAGUGCAUGUUUUUACUGAAAUGAUACUCACAUAAGCCCAGAAUUAAUUCGUUCUUUCAUUUUCUACUGCUUACCCGAACUACCUCGGGUCACGGGGAGCCUGUGCCUAUCUCAGGCGUCAUUGGGCAUCAAGGCAGGAUACACCCUGGACGGAGUGCCAACCCAUCGCAGGGCACACACACAUACUCUCAUUCACUCACGCAAUCACGCACUACGGACAAUUUUCCAGAGAUGCCAAUCAACCUACCAUGCAUGUCUUUGGACCGGGGGAGGAAACCGGAGUACCCGGAGGAAACCCCCGAGGCCCAGGGAGAACAUGCAAACUCCACACACACAAGGCGGAGGCGGGAAUCGAACCCCCAACCCUGGAGGUGUGAGGCAAACGUGCUAACGAAACUAAAAAAUAAAAUAAAAUAAAAUAAAUAAAUAAAUAAAUAAAUAUUGAUACGAUGGUGAAGUUAGCUUUUGGCAGUAACAUAUAGUAAUUAAAAAAAUAUAUCUUUUUAAAUUCUUUCCAAAUUUUGCUACUAAUAAACACACUAACAGUCUGUUACGUCACUCUGGUCUAUACACAUGGUAUACAUGGGUCUAUCUGUAUAUUUGUAUCCUUUCAAUAAACUGUUCUUAAAA
This is a messenger RNA of Tachysurus vachellii, 3103 nucleotides long. RefSeq names its product CD180 molecule (gene cd180). The transcript is spliced from 5 exons. The record is from RefSeq and is a predicted model, not a curated record. Lineage: Eukaryota; Metazoa; Chordata; Actinopteri; Siluriformes; Bagridae. Gene Ontology annotation, cellular component: extracellular matrix. The coding region runs from base 181 to 2166 and encodes 661 amino acids. Gene Ontology annotation, molecular function: protein binding.